AAGGGUAUUCCAUACGCCGAGCCCCCAGUUGGUAGUCUGCGCUUUGAGAAGCCGAGCCCAAAAGAACAUUGGAUAGGUACCUUGAACGCGACAGAUUAUAGUCCACCGUGCAUCCAGCCUGUAGAUGCAAAUCCGUAUACAGUUGCGGCCACAUAACGCAUCUGUCAUGUUAUUCAUUCACGGAGGAGGCUUCCUGACAGGCACUGCCUCAACAGACGAUUACUCUGGGGUGGUAUUAGCUGCCACCGGUGACGUCAUUGUGGUAACCAUCAAUUACAGGCUCAACUUUUAUGGUUUUCUUACAACAGGAGAUGAUGACUAUCCUGGCAACGUAGGACUGUUCGAUCAGCUCGAGGCUUUAAAAUGGGUGAACAAAAACAUUGGAGUUUUUAAUCAACUUCAUUUACCGAGGGUGCCCCAAAACAGCGGUAUGCUGACCAUUAUGGGGCCCUCAUGUAAAACAUAUAACAACGUGUCCGCAGCCUGGAUAACUGUUUAUCCGGCACCUGUAGUAGACGGAAUAUUUAUAAAAAGCAGUCCCGAGAUUUUGAUUCGAAAUGGAGACUUUAAGACGCAGGCAACCAUCAUCGUCGGAACAAAUAAAGACGAAGGAACACUUGCCUAUUUGGUUUUACCAGACUACCAAAAACCAAGUACUCCGAAUGUUUCCAAAUCCGAGUUCCUUAAUUUAAUUCCAACAGCCUUUGUUCCGAUUAAGGAAGCAUCAAAUCCCCAUAUUCUGGACGCUAUAUAUUUUGAAUACACCGAUUGGUCUCAGUCAGAUGACCCUGAAGCUAGCUAUUUCAAUUCAGGUGUUCGGUUGGCCACAGAUUUUCAGUUUCUCUGCCCAAGUGAUGCAGUACAGCACGCGCAUUUCUCAGUGGGUAACAAAGUGUUCGUAUAUCUGAUGACCCAUAUUCCAAAGGUUUCGGUAUUUGAUGCUUAUAAUGAAUAUGAUCUUCCUUGGAUUGGGGCUGGUCAUGGAGAAGAACUCCAAUUUGUGUUUGGAUUUCCUUUCCUUAAUGGUUCAUCUACCUAUUCUUUGGAACAGCCGUCUGAUACUGACCGCAAUGUGUCAGUGGAAUUUAUGAGAUAUUGGACGAACUUUGCAAAAACAGGUGAUCCAAAUACCAGAGGAAAUGAGACGUCAGACCAUUCCUUCGAUAAAGAUCUUGCCGUCUGGCCAGAGUUUACAAUCCCUGAACUUAAUUACAUUGAUAUUAAUCCAACGUCGUCAUCUGAACGAGCUUAUCGAGCCGACAAGUGUGCCUUUUGGAGCACGUACGAGCCAAAACUCGAGCAA
Molecule: messenger RNA, 1303 nt
Organism: Anneissia japonica
Lineage: Eukaryota; Metazoa; Echinodermata; Crinoidea; Comatulida; Comatulidae
Product: cholinesterase-like
Exons: 6
Biological process (GO): acetylcholine catabolic process; choline metabolic process
Cellular component (GO): plasma membrane
Molecular function (GO): acetylcholinesterase activity
Source: RefSeq, a predicted model, not a curated record